Gekko japonicus is the source of this 1790-nucleotide messenger RNA. It is a transcript of the gene ZDHHC15, whose product is annotated as zinc finger, DHHC-type containing 15. Gene Ontology annotation, cellular component: Golgi apparatus; endoplasmic reticulum. Gene Ontology annotation, biological process: peptidyl-L-cysteine S-palmitoylation; protein targeting to membrane; synaptic vesicle maturation. NCBI's taxonomy places the organism in Eukaryota, Metazoa, Chordata, Lepidosauria, Squamata, Gekkonidae. The record is from RefSeq and is a predicted model, not a curated record. The transcript has 12 exons. The annotation marks the transcript as partial. Gene Ontology annotation, molecular function: protein-cysteine S-palmitoyltransferase activity.
UGGUCCUACUACGCCUACGUCGUCGAGCUCUGCCUGGUGACUCUGAUCAGCUCUGUCGAAAAAGUGGCCUACCUCACACUAUUCCAUGUGAUCUUCGUGUUCUUUGUCUGGACCUACUGGAAGUCUGUCUUUACUCCCCCUCAACAGCCGGACAAAAAGUUCCAAAUGUCCUACUCAGACAAAGAGCGGUAUGAGAACGAAGAGAGGCCUGAAGCCCAGCGGCAGAUCCUCAUGGAAAUGGCCCGGAAACUGCCAGUCUACACGAGAACAGUGAAUGGAGCCAUCCGAUUCUGUGACCGAUGCCAGCUGAUCAAACCCGACCGCUGCCACCACUGUUCCGUUUGUGCCACGUGUGUUUUGAAGAUGGACCAUCACUGCCCCUGGGUGAACAACUGCAUUGGAUUCUCCAAUUACAAGUUCUUUCUACUAUUUUUAGCAUAUUCUCUGUUGUACUGCAUGUACAUCGCUGCUACUGUCUUCAAGUAUUUCAUCAAGUUUUGGACGGGGGAGCUGACCAACGGCCGCUCCAAGUUCCACGUCCUUUUCCUGCUUUUUGUGGCCAUCAUGUUUUUUGUCAGCCUCCUUUUCCUCUUUGGCUACCAUUGUUGGCUUGUAAGCCAGAACAGAUCUACGUUGGAAGCUUUCUCGGCUCCUGUGUUCCAGAAUGGCCCUGAUAAGAAUGGAUUCAACCUGGGCUUUGUAAAGAAUCUCCAGCAGGUGUUUGGAGAGGAAAGAAGCCUCUGGCUCCUACCUGUUGCCUCCAGUCAGGGUGAUGGACACUUCUUCCCGACCAGGACCUUGAGCGAAGCUCGGAAUCCACUGCUGGCGAAUGAGGAGCAGUGGGAAGAAGACGGGCUGGACGACGACAGCCAUGGUUGCCACCGGGGUUCCUCUCUUGCCAUAGAAAUGGAGACGUAGCACGACUGGAAGACAUAUGAUGAAAAACCUCACACACUCAGUUUCCUCUCAUCAGCUGCUUCCUAUGAUGGACUCUUGGGGUAGGAAAGCACAGGAAGGAGGCAAAUGGAUUUUCAGGACAAGAAGGCAUAACCACCAGCUGCUCCUCCCAGCUCUCCAAGGUGGCUCCCUUGGUCACGAUUCCAGGAGUUCCUGAGGGUUCCUGAUUUCCCACAUGGCAGCUUGCGAGUGAUGAAUGCCAUUCAUGACCGCUUCCUCAUCUGUGUCUUAAUGCAAAGCAAGUGAACACUCUUUGUGCAAAUGCAUCCCUAAAUGCCACAACGACAGCUAUCUCAUCUCGCCGGAGUGGGGAUGGCUCUACAGCAAGAAGCGGUUUUGCCCGUGGAUAGUCAACGGGAGAGGCUUCCCUGUUAGGAAUCAUGUUUGCCAAACCAGGCGUGAUGGUUAGAAAAGCCUGGGUGUGCCCCGGACCCGCUGGCUGUACAUAACAUGACAGAGCAGUCUCUAACUCUGAGGGACUCCGGCAUUUUCUGUCUUGAAAUGCAUCCUCCUUGGGGUAGGGGAAAGGUGGCCGGAGCUCCAGUCCUCACAGCAGGUGUCUGUAGUUUUUAAAUCUAUUAACCCCACCCCCCACCCCCCAAAAAACCAACAACCCCAGAGCAACAUUCUGGAGUGGGAUUAUCUGCCUUGGAACUGCCAAGUAGCAGCCUAUUUGCUGUCUGGGCUGUACCAGUACCAAGGGUCACACUAUGAAAGGCCCCUCCCCCCACUCGUGGUCAGGGCGGAAAGAGCCGUCAUUGCAGCUGACCUCUGGCAACCCUGUAGGGUUGUUGAGACAAGAGACUCACAGGGGUGGUUUGCCCUUGCCUGCC